AUGAUUGCACGUCAUAUCUCUGACAGCUUUGACCGCAUUUUCUGGCCGGAGACUGACUUAACCUUAUUUCUUUUCGGGAAUGUCACUCUUUGUCUCUGCUGCUCCGUUUCUGCUGUCACCCACGACACGCUUAACAGAGAGAAAUAUUGCCAUUUCACUAUAACCAGCUCUUUCUUUUCCAUCUCUCACUUAUCUCACCCAAUUUCUUUAUCUAUUUCUGUCACUAAUUACUUUUCUCUCUUUUUCUCUCUAAAUUUCUAUACCUCUCUUUUUUUUCGCUCUCUCGUAAGAAAAGGAAAGAUGCUUUUUCUUUUUACAUCUGUUUUGAUUUCUCGUUAUCUCUCCUUCCAUUACUUUCUUUUUCUUUCUAUCCAGCUCCUUAAUACUUUUUCUGGUUUUUCUAACAUUCCAACUCUAUCUCAUCUUCUCGUUCUUUCUCUCCCUCUCUUUAUCUCUUCCUUCCCUUUUUCGAACUCUCUCUAUUUCAUUCUAUCGUUUCACCUCUCUCUAAAUCUUUCUCUUCUUCUCGCUCGCAUUCUCUUUUUCCUUCUCAAUCCAAACGCAACAGCUUCGGUUGAAAUUCGAACUCACCUCCCCAGAGUUAAUUUCGAGGCGUAUACGUUCCUCCCUCUCUCUCAUUCUCUACCUAUCUAUCUAGCUCAUUCUGUUCAUAUCUAUCUAUCUAUCUAUCUAUCUAUCUAUCUAUAA
Molecule: messenger RNA, 708 nt
Organism: Acanthosepion pharaonis
Lineage: Eukaryota; Metazoa; Mollusca; Cephalopoda; Sepiida; Sepiidae
Source: the annotation of a GenBank genome assembly